AUGAAACGCACAAAUUCCAACAACAAUGGUCACGUCCGCUCAGCUUCGGGACCUAGGCAGUCCCUCGCCAUGUCGAGACCGAGCCAGCCCAUGUUUCAACGCACUUCUUCAGGGACAAAUCUCGCGGAUAUUGGUCUGUCUUCUGUAAAACGAGCUUCAUUUCAGCCCAAAAAUGUUCUCCAAACUCCCGGAAUGACGAGGCAAUCCUCCGAUGCCGAGAGGCGAAGCAGUGUAUACAGACCGAGGCAGUCGACCGUAGGAGGCGUGAAUAAUCACCAAGGCUUCUUCCAGACAAUGCUGCAGCCCGCGGGUGUACCAAAGGACCCUCGUCCUUUGAAGGACAGAUCGUUUCAAAUGAAGAUGGGCCAGGAGUUGAUGGAGUAUAUGGCGCAAAACGAUUUCGAAAUGCAGAUGAGCCACACCUUGUCACCGAACGUUAUGAAGUCUCCGACACAAAAGGAUUUCAAUUACAUGUUUCAGUGGCUAUAUCAUCGUAUCGAUCCCGGCCACAGAUUUCUGAAAAAUAUUGACCAGGAAGUUCCACCCAUCUUGAAACAACUGAGAUAUCCAUUCGAAAGGAGCAUCACGAAAAGUCAGCUGGCUGCUGUUGGUGGCCAAAACUGGAGCACGUUUCUGGGACUUCUAUAUUGGAUGAUGCAAUUAGUGCAAAUGCUAGAGGGCUAUGUUGCCAACAAGUACACAGAUGCGUGUAUGGCUGCUGGUGUGGAUGUUAGUGGUGACCACAUCAUCUUUGACUUUUUGAGCACAGCAUACAAGGAUUGGCUCGCUAUGGACGAGGACAUGGGCGAUGAUGAUGCUGAGCGGGUUCUCGCACCACAUAUCGAGGGUAUGGCAAGAGCUUUCGAGGACUCAAACGCCAAGUACGUUUCUGAACUUGAGAUGCUUGAGGCUGAGAAUGCGAGACUACAAAAGGAAAUCGAAGACUUGGAAAAAGCAACGCCAGACCCCGCUGUGCUAGAUGACCACUUCAAAAUCAUGGAGGAGGACAAAGUCAAAUUUGAAGAGUACAACAACCUAGCGCUUCAACGAUCCGAAAAGUACGAGCACCGUAUCCAAGUGCUACAAGAAGAACUGGAAAAACUGGCGGAUGAACUAAAAGAAGCCGAAGCGGAGCGAAGGAGCCUUCAAAAAGCAGUUGAUGCACAGGGUAUUAGUAUGCAGGAUAUCGACCGCAUGAACUCUGAGCGAGAACGUUUGCAGAAAGGCAUUGAAUCUGCCAGCCAGAGACUUGAUGAAAUAAAGAAGAAGGUCUCGGAGAAGGAGUCUGAAGCAGGCCACAAGCUCGAAGAACUUGAGCGUAUGGUGGACAAGUACAACACUGUCGCCUACCAGAUUGCUGUGAUUCCCGCAACGGCUGCAAAUGCUCGAGGCAGAGAUUAUGAACUGCAACUUAUCAUCAGCGAUAGCUCCGAUUUCACGUCAACCAACAUAAACGCCUUCGGUAAUACGUCACAAUCGCCUGAACGUCUAUUAGUCGAUGCAACAACAGGAUACCAACCAGGGCACAUUCUCAACCUCGAUUUGCGAGGGCAGAUCCGAAGCAACUUCCUUGUGCUACGAAAAGAGAUUUCUGAACGACGUAGUGCCGCCAUGGACGACAUGAUGAAGGAUCAUGAUUUGCUGGAUGGUAUUAAGGAGGCCAUUGAAGACAAGCGCAACGAAGUUGAAGCACUGGAACAUCGGGUACGGGCUGCUGAAGAAGAGUAUGAAAAGACAAAAGAGGUUACGACGGCCCAGAAAAUAGGUUCUGAUGUGCAAAUCGAGAAGAUGGAGAAGGAAUUGUCCAGAAUGCGAGCUGGACUGUCUGAAUCUGUGCAGCUCUUGGAGCAACGUGAAAUUAACACAACGAUUGAGUAUGAGCAAUUGGUUUUGAGAGCCAGCUCUCUGCGCGAGGAGCUACAUACGGAAAUCGAUCGCAUGCUCAACGAUGUCAUCAAGUUCAAGAUACACAUCCAGAAAAACUUGGACGACUAUGAAGGAUUUGUGGCAGAUGAGCUUGAGAAGGAACUAGGCGUCGACGAUGGGAAAGAUGAUACCCGAGCCCUCGAACUGUAA
Molecule: messenger RNA, 2076 nt
Organism: Pochonia chlamydosporia 170
Lineage: Eukaryota; Fungi; Ascomycota; Sordariomycetes; Hypocreales; Clavicipitaceae
Product: HEC/Ndc80p family protein
Exons: 2
Coding region: 1-2076 (691 amino acids)
Biological process (GO): attachment of mitotic spindle microtubules to kinetochore
Cellular component (GO): Ndc80 complex
Source: RefSeq, a predicted model, not a curated record